Fukomys damarensis (Damara mole-rat) is the source of this 1600-nucleotide messenger RNA. RefSeq names its product pancreatic alpha-amylase. Lineage: Eukaryota; Metazoa; Chordata; Mammalia; Rodentia; Bathyergidae. The record is from RefSeq and is a predicted model, not a curated record. Gene Ontology annotation, molecular function: alpha-amylase activity; cation binding. Gene Ontology annotation, biological process: carbohydrate metabolic process.
AAGAAGCCUGACAACUUCACCGCAAGAUGAAGUUCCUUCUGUUGCUCUCAGCCAUUGGGCUGUGCUGGGCUCAGUAUUCCCCAAACACACAGCAGGGACGCACAUCCAUUGUGCACCUGUUCGAGUGGCGCUGGGCGGACAUUGCUGCGGAAUGUGAGAGAUACUUAGGUCCCAAAGGAUUUGGAGGUGUUCAGGUCUCUCCACCCAAUGAAAAUGUUGUAAUUAACAACCCAUAUCGACCUUGGUGGGAAAGGUACCAACCAGUCAGCUAUAAAUUAUGCACAAGAUCUGGAAAUGAAGGUGAAUUCAAAGACAUGGUGACCAGGUGCAACAAUGUCGGCGUCCGAAUUUAUGUGGAUGCUGUGAUUAACCACAUGUGCGGCUCAGGCAAUCCUGCAGGAACAAGCAGUACUUGUGGAAGCUACUACAAUCCUGGCAAUAGAGAGUUUAAAGCAGUCCCAUACUCUAGUUAUGAUUUUAAUGACAAUAAAUGUAAUGGAGAAAUUAGUAACUAUAAUGAUGCGAACCAGGUAAAUUUUUUUAAAAUAAAUCAGAACCAAAACUAUAUAUUCCUUUAAUUAUUCACAAAUAGAAUAUUGAAUAUCAUACUGGGUACUGGUUUAGAUUCCUUAGGAAAACUGCUCACUAGCUUUAACUGCUUAGAUAUUAAAAACAAAAAAAAACAACUUCAUACAAACACUUUCUCCUACUCAUAGUGUUCAGCUCCACCCAAAGAGGAGAGCACUUGCCUUGCAUUUGAGGUAAUUGAUCUGGGAGGUGAAGCAAUUAAAAGUAGUGAAUACUUUGGAAAUGGCCGUGUCACUGAAUUCAAGUAUGGUGCAAAACUAGGCACAGUUGUACGCAAGUGGAAUGGAGAGAAGUUGUCUUACUUAAAGAACUGGGGAGAAGGUUGGGGCUUGGUGCCUUCUGACAGAGCCCUUGUCUUUGUGGAUAACCAUGACAAUCAGCGAGGUCACGGAGCGGGAGGAGCCUCUAUUCUGACAUUCUGGGACGCUAGGAUGUAUAAAAUGGCUGUGGGAUUUAUGCUUGCUCAUCCUUAUGGAUUUGCACGAGUAAUGUCAAGCUACCGUUGGGACCGAAACUUUCAGAAUGGAAAAGACGUAAAUGACUGGAUCGGGCCACCGAAUAACAAUGGAGCAACUAAACCGGUGACUAUUAAUGCAGACACCACUUGCGGCAAUGGCUGGGUCUGUGAACAUCGCUGGCGUCAAAUAAGGAACAUGGUUGCCUUCCGAAAUGUAGCUGAUGGCCAGCCUUUCUCCAACUGGUGGGAUAAUGGGAGCAACCAAGUAGCUUUUGGAAGAGGAAACAGAGCAUUCAUUGUCAUUAACAACGAUGACAGGUCACUGUCUGCAAAUUUGCAAACUGGGCUACCUGCUGGCACAUAUUGUGAUGUCAUUUCUGGAGAUAAAGUGAACGGCAACUGCUCAGGAAUUAAAAUCCAGGUUUCUGGUGAUGGCAGGGCUCAAUUUUCCAUUAGUAACUCUGCUGAAGACCCCUUUAUUGCCAUCCAUGCUGAAUCAAAGUUAUAAAAUUCAAAUAAAAUGCCUGUGAGAGAAUCAUAACCAUGUGUGCUUGU